AUGCCGAAAAAGACUUUUGACGACGACGGCAACGUUAUCGGUGGAGACGAUGAUCUUGUACUCGAGGAGAAGCCUGUAAUUGAAGAACCAGUAGUGGAAUCGGAUUCAGACGAUGAAGCACCUGAAGCAGUGUCCACAACAACCGCCAAAUCAAGUGCAUUGGAAGAAGCUAAAGCACAACGUGAUUCGGUAAAACGGGCUGCUGAAAAAGAAAAGGAACGAAGGCGCCAACGCGAUCAACAACUCAAGUUACAAAAGGAGGCCAGCAAACGCAACAAGAAGAAGGAAGUGGUCCAAGAAGAAGAGAGUGAAGAGGAAGAGGAAGAGGAAGAUGAGGAGGAGAACGAGGACGACGAUAAUCGAUUAUUGCCUGCCGAACUUUUAGCACAAGCAGCAGCUGAGGAUGCCAAACAGCACAAACGAUCUCAUUUAACGGCAGCCGAUUUUGAACGCAUGGAAGCUGAAGAGGAGGAAGCUGAAAAGAAGGCAAAAAAGAGACGCAUCCAAGCCAAUGAACGGCGUGUAGGCGAAUAUACAGUCAAAGUCCUUAACAAUCGACCUCGACCUGCACCAACCGAUACCAAGAUCCUCAACUUUAGAGACCGAUUAAUGCACAGGAAAUCAAUUCCACGAAAAGACGCCAUGCUCAGCGCAAGUAAAAAGAACAAACGGAUAGGCAAAGCUGCAUACCAAUUCCAUCGCAAAUAA
Lichtheimia ornata is the source of this 708-nucleotide messenger RNA. RefSeq lists its product as uncharacterized. Gene Ontology annotation, molecular function: snoRNA binding. Gene Ontology annotation, biological process: rRNA processing. Bases 1 to 708 code for a protein of 235 amino acids. The transcript has 2 exons. The record is from RefSeq and is a predicted model, not a curated record. NCBI's taxonomy places the organism in Eukaryota, Fungi, Mucoromycota, Mucoromycetes, Mucorales, Lichtheimiaceae.